AUGGCUCCAUUGCUCGCCGCUCAGCCAUUAAAGGCUAUCUACGCCACUUUCAUCGUUCUCACUGUGCCCAAUCCGUUAGGGAGACUUGUCUCUGGCAUCUGGCACUCCAUCCUGAGCCUGGAGCAGGGGACCAGCCGCAUGCUCACCUUCUCGAGAAAAUGCAAUGAUCCAAAGGAAGCAAAGGAAAGGUUCGUGCAAAUUGAACCUCCACCAACGAACUUCUUCUCUGGUGUCCUCGCUCCCACAGGUCCUGUCAAGCCCGCACCUGUGAAAGGCGUGUGGCUGCCCAGUCUUCCUCCCCAGAACUCUGCCGAAUUGAGGAAGGAAAAGGUGAUUCUUCACCUCCCCGGCGGUGCCUUCGUCGUCACUUUCGGCCAUGAGUUUUCGGGACGCCCCGUCAUGGUGAUAUUCACCCAGCACCUGAAAGUAUCCAGGGUCUUGUGGUCCCAUUACCGGCUGGCAGAGGUCGAGGAAAGCCGCUUUCCUGGCGCGGUUCAAGAUGCUCUCACCUUUUACCGCUAUGUCCUCUCCCUGGGGUACGAGCCAGAGAAUAUAAUCCUGUCCGGCGACUCUGCUGGUGGCAAUGUCGCCCUAGCCCUCCUUCGUUACCUGGAAGCCGCGAAACUCCCAGAACUCCCUCCCCCAGGCCGUCUCAUCACCUUUUCCCCCUGGGUCAGUGUCACCGCGAACGCAGGUGCGGACUUCGAGAAUUCCGUCAAUCACGAAUGUGAUAUCUUGUACGGGCCCUUCCUGCAGUGGGGAGCAGAGGCGUAUCUGCCUUCUGCAAGACCGAUUCCUCCUGAUGUGCAACCCUAUAUCUCGCCGAUCCACCAUCCGUUUCAGACAGCAGUUCCUAUCUUCAUCUGGGCAGGGGCUGCUGAGGCUUUCUGUGGGGAUAUUAGGACCUUCGCGGAUGAGAUGGCAAAAGUCCAGGGCAAUAAAAUUCAAUACCACGAGCAAGAAAAGGCGGCGCACGAUCUCUUAAUGAACUUAAAUAUGUUCAAGUUGGAAGAAGGUUUCUACUCAGCUAUGAGUCAAGCUUACAAGUUUCUUAGCAACGCAGAGUGA
Molecule: messenger RNA, 1068 nt
Organism: Diaporthe amygdali
Lineage: Eukaryota; Fungi; Ascomycota; Sordariomycetes; Diaporthales; Diaporthaceae
Exons: 3
Coding region: 1-1068 (355 amino acids)
Molecular function (GO): hydrolase activity
Source: RefSeq, a predicted model, not a curated record